Penicillium antarcticum is the source of this 1362-nucleotide messenger RNA. RefSeq lists its product as uncharacterized. The transcript has 2 exons. The record is from RefSeq and is a predicted model, not a curated record. Lineage: Eukaryota; Fungi; Ascomycota; Eurotiomycetes; Eurotiales; Aspergillaceae. Bases 1 to 1362 code for a protein of 453 amino acids.
AUGCCGUUCGGUCAAACGAUCGCCGUGAUUGACAAGUCCGGCAAGAUGGUGAGCACGAGUAAGCAAUUAUUCGGAGUUUUCAACCAUGCCAAGGAUGCCUAUCGCGAACGAAAGUCGGCAUAUCAAUCUGAGCGAAAUGCCAAAAUCGCCGAGCAACAGGUACUUGAACAGUUAGAGCGCUAUCAGAUUGAUGAUGCGCCGUCUGCGGCGGGUUCGCGCCGGAGCAGAUCGAGACAUCACGGCAGCCGUAGCCGCGCUCCGUCUCAAUAUGGCGAUGGACGGACAGUCGUCUCGCGCCGGGACUCUCAGUAUGAUCCCCCGCAGACUAUCGCCCGUCGUCAUACCCAUCACGAUGUCACAGUGCGGGAGCCUCCCCGUCCAUCAACGGCUAGGUCUAGAUCUGAUACGCAUAUUGACAUGGAUCUUGCAUACGGGGAUGCUUCUCCUGCAGCGUUGUCCCGGUACAACCCUCCUGAACCAAAGAAUGAUCAGAAAGAGCUGGAUGGACUUGUUCAUCGCGCUCAGUGGCUCUUAGAGGAGGCACACUGUGUGCAACACGGUGCCACUGCUACCAUUGCCCAUCUCCAAAAGAACCCAGAUGCCAUGGCUGCCGUCGCUCUGACUCUCGCCGAGAUCAGCAACGUCGCGCGCAAGAUGGCUCCCACCGCACUGACCGCCCUCAAAUCAGCCUCCCCUGCUGUCUUUGCCUUACUCUCCAGCCCGCAGUUCCUCAUCGCCGCGGGUGUCGGUCUGGGUGUGACCGUCGUCAUGUUCGGCGGAUACAGGAUCAUCAAGAGGAUCUCGGGCAACGACACCGAGGCUGCUCCAAACCCUCAACAACCCGAGCCCGAAAUGGAAAUGGAAGAUAUGAUGGAGCUUAACACGGAAGCCCUCAGCUCCGUCGACAUGUGGAGACGUGGUGUCGCAGACGUGCAAGCCGCGAGCGUGGGAACCUCCGUCGAUGGCGAAUUCAUCACACCAACCGCCGCAGCCAUGUCCGGCAUCGAUGUAACCACCGCACGAGCCCGUCGCGAUCCGCGCUUCAAAUUCGACGAUGACGGCUCGGUCGCCUCAUCCCGGCGCUCUCGUCGUUCUCGAUCAUCUCGCGCCCCAAAUCAUGCCCCCUCAGAGCAUCGCAGUGAACGUCGCUCAAGGGCUCCUCCCUCCGAGGCCCCAACUGGAUUCUUUUCUAGACCUUCCAAGUCCAAAGCUCCAUCCAAGGCCCCAAGCAGAGCACCAAGCCGUGCCCCCAGUCGCGCACCCUCAAAGGCCGGAACAUACAUCUCCGAAAGCGAGAAACUUCCCAAACCAAAGGAGAAGAAGAAGGGCCCUAGCCGCUUACGACUUAUGUUUACGUCCUAA